Molecule: messenger RNA, 421 nt
Organism: Serpula lacrymans var. lacrymans S7.9
Lineage: Eukaryota; Fungi; Basidiomycota; Agaricomycetes; Boletales; Serpulaceae
Exons: 2
Biological process (GO): intra-Golgi vesicle-mediated transport
Cellular component (GO): Golgi membrane
Source: RefSeq, a predicted model, not a curated record
AUGCAAAGCUAUCGAGAAGAAGCUGCCAGCAGGCCUGUGUCGCAACUGGAUCCGCUUCCUGCACCAUCAGGUGGCGAUGACAUGAGCAAAUACCGUGCACGAUACGAGGAAGCCAUGAAUCCAUUUGAGGCUUUCCGUGGCCGUGUAAGUGAUCUAAAAACUGCCAUCCUCCUUUCUCAUCAUAAUUGGCUGCAUGAGCAGGAAGCGGCCAGGGCAUACCAAGCACUGAACCCGGUGGAGAGAGGACAAGGACCGCUUUUAUAUUCUAUGCCGCUGCGUUGCAUCUUUUGGUUAUGUUCACCACUUAUGAAUGCACAACAUCAUCAGGAACGCAAUUACAAGUACAACCAGGACCUUAUGGAUAUUAGCACCAGGAUGCCAUCUUUCUUGAUUCGAGACUACAUGAUAUGGACUCUAAGAC